Spodoptera frugiperda (fall armyworm) is the source of this 1738-nucleotide messenger RNA. RefSeq names its product cholinesterase 2-like. Lineage: Eukaryota; Metazoa; Arthropoda; Insecta; Lepidoptera; Noctuidae. The record is from RefSeq and is a predicted model, not a curated record. Bases 22 to 1653 code for a protein of 543 amino acids. The transcript is spliced from 3 exons.
ACAACUGUUGUGUCGUUCAACAUGAAAGGUUUAGCGAGAAUAUGUUUUGCAUUAUUGGUGUUAUUCCAAUAUACACAAUGUUUGCCGAGAGUUGAUCCACUAGUUGAUACUAAGGUCGGCCUCAUACGAGGACUGAGAGCUGAUGAUGGAAACUAUUCCAAGUUCUUGGGAAUACCGUAUGCUCUAGUGAACCCUGACAAUCCAUUUGGAGAAUCAACUCCACAACCCAAGUUCGAAGAAACAUUUGAGGCGUACGAUGAUUCAGCGGUGUGCCCCCAAUGGUAUUGGUGGACUGAAGAGAUUGGCGGGAAUCCCGACUGUCUACAACUCAGCGUUUACGUUCCCGAUACUGCAAAUUCCAACAAUCGACUUCCAGUGAUGGUUUGGAUCUACGGAGGUGCCUUUGAAAGGGGAGAAUUUAGUCAAAAGUUGUAUAAACCAACUUAUUUGAUUAAGCAUGACGUCAUAAUAGUAGCAAUAAAUUACCGAGUGGGUCCUUACGGAUUCAUGUGUCUUGAUACACCUGAAGUACCAGGUAACCAAGGUCUAAAAGACCAAUAUUUGGCAAUGCAGUGGGUGAAAGAUAACAUAGAGGCAUUUGGAGGUGAUGCAGAUCAAAUUACAUUAUUUGGUUUGAGUGCUGGAGGACAUUCUAUAGACCUACAUCUGUUAUCACAAAAACCAGUGAUUUACGACAAAGUUAUAAUGCAAAGUGGAAGUUCUUUAGCCGCUACAGUGUUGUAUGAACCUGAUAAAUUAGCUCACAUCAAACUAGCACAACAUUUAGGCUUUGAAACUAAGGAUACAAACGAAGCUAUAUCAUUCCUAGCUAAAUCUGACUCAAAUUUAGUGAUCGCUGCUUUUAUGGAACUAGGUAUCGUUUUUAAACCUUGUGUAGAAAACAGUUUCGAUGGAGUGGAGCCCUUUUUAAACAGUUCUUGGGUUCAUGCUGGUACACCAAAAGUUAGGAACAUGCCAGUGCUAACUGGAUACAAUGAACACGAACUGGCUGCUCCUCAUUUCAACAAGGACGAGGAAUAUUAUAAGAACUUGAAUAUAAUAUCGAAUUAUUUGAAAAGAAUAUUUAAUUUUGACGAAGAAGAAUUACAAGAGAUGAGUGAUUCGGUUGCUCAUUUUUACUUUGGCGAUGAAGCGAUAAGUUCAGACGUGAAAAUGGCUUUGAUUAAUUUGGAUUCUGAUUUCACUUACAUUCAUCCUAUACAGCGAAGUAUCCAGAAAUACAUAGAAGCAAAGGCAAGGAACGUUUAUUACUAUGUUUUCACAUAUUUGGGAGGAAGAAAUGCCCUUCUGGAUAAUGGUGGUGGUGGAGAUGAUAGUAGUUAUGUUUGCUGUGCUGGACAUGCUGAUGAGUUACCGUAUUUGUUCAAUAUGAUCAACAAGCCACCACCAACAGCGCACGAUGAAGUUGUAAUUGAGCGUAUGACUACAAUGUGGACCAAUUUCGCUAAAUAUGGUGACCCAACACCGCAAACAUCAGACUUGCUACCAGUAAAGUGGGAGCCGUUGACAAAGGAAUCUUUCACUUAUAUGGACAUCGGCGCAGAACUUUCUCUGGGCAGCAGACCAGCUCAUGACAGGAUGGCUUACUGGGACCUGUUCUACAGACUGAAAGGAGACAAAAACAAAGUAUAAGUUACAAUAUUAAUCAAAUAAGUGUUACGAUCUUAUAGUAUUAUUAGAAUAAGUGUUAAAUAAAAAUCAUUUUUAAAAAAGGAAA